Molecule: messenger RNA, 546 nt
Organism: Botrytis byssoidea
Lineage: Eukaryota; Fungi; Ascomycota; Leotiomycetes; Helotiales; Sclerotiniaceae
Exons: 2
Coding region: 1-546 (181 amino acids)
Source: RefSeq, a predicted model, not a curated record
AUGAGUUAUUGUGAGAAGCAAAGAGAAGUUCCAGAAGGCUCGAUACGAGCGAAGAAGCAAUCAAUCAAAUAUUUCGUCACCAUCGUACCAGUUGAUGCGUCCGCCCUUCCGCCCGUCAUACUUCCAGAGAGCACGUUAUGUAUGGCUGCUCUGUUGAAUAUUGGUUGGACACACGAGGCAGCGGGGAUGAUCUUUGAUUACUGGAAAGAUAACUCCAAACCUAGGAAACUGACGGCAUGUGAUGAUCGGGAUCCCACUCUCAUCGACUAUGCAAUAUCCAUGGUCCAAAUGAGAAUGGACCAAGUGGCUAUUGCAAAGCAAGUGAAAGUCGAUGCGAGAAAGGAAAUGACUAUCCUUGGACUGUCCACCGAAUUCCAGGACGCUAUGCUAGAUCAAGACAGUGACCUUCUCGGUGGCCAUGUCAAUACGAUGGAUCUUUGUUUUUGGAUAAUAGAUGCACUGGGCAAGCGAUACAGGAACUUGGUAUUAAGCUUGAGAUAUCUGAAGAAUUUUGCGGCAACGGGCAUAAAGGCGAUGAAUUGGUAA